Gilbertella persicaria is the source of this 1179-nucleotide messenger RNA. RefSeq lists its product as uncharacterized. The record is from RefSeq and is a predicted model, not a curated record. Gene Ontology annotation, molecular function: zinc ion binding; nucleic acid binding. Bases 1 to 1179 code for a protein of 392 amino acids. The transcript has a single exon. NCBI's taxonomy places the organism in Eukaryota, Fungi, Mucoromycota, Mucoromycetes, Mucorales, Choanephoraceae.
AUGUCCUUUUCACCUUUUUUUAUGUUAGAAAAUCGGCAUAAACAGCAAACUGACCCAAAAUCUAACUAUAACAACGAGAACCCAUUGCUUUGGACUCAUGUUGUUAAAUCAAAGAGGAAAGGCAAUAACAACAAAAAGAAUCAAUCUAUUGUUUCGUUUAACCCUACUUUGGUUAAUCAUCCUGUUACAGAAGAAGAGUCAUCUCAAAAUGCUCUUAAUGGCUCCAGCCCUCCAGCUCCCAUUGCAGUAAUUCGUCCAUUCAUUAAAGGAAUGGAACAAGAUUCAGUCUUCAUUGAUCUUACCUCAAUCAAGGAUCGAUCUUUGUUAAACAAAGCUCUACCCAAGUUUAAUGAAGAUGCUGAAAACACAGGCUACUACGAAGAUUUUCUUGGUUAUCGAAAGCAAACACGCAACUAUCUGGGACAUGACUUUUCGGAGACGAUGUGGCUUUAUAACAGUGUUGGUCGCAAGACACUUAUUGAAGAAGGAAUUACCUUGGAGGAUGGUACCUUUGUGAAAGGUUUUCCUUCCUAUCCAGCAGACGCUACCAUCGUCCGCUUAACUCUUGAAAAUCUUCCAUUCCUCCCAGCCAUCCAGUUGAAAGAGGAAAUGGCUGCUCGUCUUUCGUGCUUUGGAGAAGUUCUAGAUCAUGGCAUCUCGAGAACUGAUGGCAUCUUUCAUGGUGAAGGGUAUGCUACCUUGAAUCUAAAUUUGUCGGCUACACCUGAAAAUGAAUGUAUGGAAUCCCACGCAGAUGGAUCGGAGUGUUCCGGGUGUGAUCCACGGGAUAAUGAACAGAGAAAAGUACUCCUACAAUGGGAUAAGAUGUCUGACUUCUGUCGUAACUGUCAGAGCUCAGACCAUUGUCGAGCUGAUUGUCCCGACUACAAGAAAUGGGUACGCUGCUACCAUUGCAAUGAGACUGGCCAUGUUAUGCGUAACUGCAGUCGUAAUGGAUCAAUUGACUCCGCUCCCAGCAAGGUCUGUGCAGUGGAGAGAUCCUCAAGUCAGCCAAAACCUAGAAAAGGGACAAACAAAGAUUCUACUGCCUCACCCAAGGCUGCUCCUAAGAAACCAAUGACACAAGAAAAUUCCCCUGCUGGCUCUCUAGUUCCUCAAGGCUACAAGAAUAAUGAAAGAGAUGCAACGGUUGCUCUCAAUGGUAAAAAACGGUGUUGA